AUGGGCACAGUACUUGUGUGCAUGAUGGGCGCUUCGGUGCUAAUGCCCGAGCUCUGCCCCACCUGUAUGGUCUCCGCGAAGGCCUGCGAGCAACUCGAGUCGGAGUUCCCCAACUACCAGAGCCUGUCCUUGGCAGACCUCUUCAAGGAGUCGAAAGAGGAUGACAUCCAGCACCUCAUGUCGGGUCCUGAACCUGCCGUGGUCGACGUCGGGCUCGUGCAGAGCCUGCGGCUGCAAGCUGCCGUGAGGUGCCUAUUCUCCAAAGGGCCUGCUGGACCGGCGCUUUGCGACGCCGCAUACUGUGCCAGGCGCGGCUGCCUGAGGGAGCAGAAUGAGGAGGUCGGCUACACCAUGCUUGGUGAGUGCCCCGACGUGUGA
Symbiodinium natans is the source of this 378-nucleotide messenger RNA. NCBI's taxonomy places the organism in Eukaryota, Dinophyceae, Suessiales, Symbiodiniaceae. The record is from the annotation of a GenBank genome assembly.